CAGAAUGGUAAAUAACGCUGAUCAUCUCUAGAAAGGAUAUUGCUUCACCUCAUGUAAAGUAUGCUCAAUUCCCUCCCAGUGGUAAUUGCUGGUGUCAUGGACUUAGAUGACCUUUGUAGGUCAUUUACUGCCGUAAUUGCAUGAUUAUGUGCUAAAAUUUGUUGGAAACCAUGUCUCACUAUACAGAUGAACCCAGAUUUACCAUAGAACAGAUAGAUCUGCUUCAGCGCCUUCGGCGUACUGGAAUGACUAAACAUGAAAUCCUCCAUGCCUUGGAAACUUUGGACCGUCUUGAUCAAGAGCAUAGUGACAAGUUUGGAAGAAGGUCCAGCUAUGGAGGAAGUUCAUAUGGGAAUAGUACCAACAAUGUUCCAGCAUCUUCCUCUACAGCUACAGCUUCCACACAGACCCAGCAUUCAGGAAUGUCCCCAUCGCCUAGCAACAGUUAUGAUACCUCCCCACAGCCUUGCACUACCAAUCAAAAUGGGAGGGAGAAUAAUGAGCGAUUGUCCACAUCCAAUGGAAAGAUGUCACCGACUCGCUACCAUGUAAACAGCAUUGGCCAGAGGUCAUACAGUUUUGAAGCCUCAGAAGAGGACCUAGAUGUAGAUGAUAAAGUGGAGGAAUUAAUGAGCAAAGAUGAGGAUUUCUACCUUCAACAUACAUUGUUGGUCUUGUCUUCUGUUUUUGUUAGGAGGGACAGCAGUGUGAUAAAAGAGGAAAUCAAAGCCUUUCUUGCCAAUCGGAGGAUUUCCCAAGCAGUUGUUGCACAGGUAACAGGUAUCAGUCAGAGCCGGAUCUCUCACUGGCUGUUGCAACAGGGAUCAGACCUGAGUGAGCAGAAGAAAAGGGCAUUUUACCGAUGGUAUCAACUGGAGAAGACAAACCCUGGGGCUACACUAAGUAUGAGACCGGCCCCCAUUCCAAUAGAAGACCCAGAAUGGAGACAAACGCCUCCCCCAGUCUCUGCUACAUCAGGCACCUUCAGAUUACGGCGAGGGAGUCGAUUUACCUGGAGAAAGGAGUGCCUCGCUGUCAUGGAAAGUUACUUCAAUGAGAACCAAUAUCCAGAUGAAGCAAAGAGAGAAGAAAUUGCAAACGCUUGCAAUGCAGUUAUACAGAAGCCAGGCAAAAAGCUGUCAGACCUGGAGCGAGUUACCUCCCUGAAAGUGUAUAAUUGGUUUGCCAACAGGCGGAAGGAGAUCAAGAGGAGAGCCAAUAUCGAAGCAGCAAUCCUGGAGAGUCAUGGGAUAGAUGUACAGAGUCCAGGGGGCCAUUCCAACAGUGACGAUGUCGACGGCAACGACUACUCAGAGCAGGAUACUUGGCAAGUACGCAAUGGGGAGGAGGAGGAGGGAAGAAGUUCAGAGGGAGUCAGAGAAGCAGAGAAGGAUGACAGCACUAGCCAUAGUGACCACCAGGACCCCAUCUCACUAGCUGUGGAAAUGGCAGCCGUCAACCACACGAUCUUGGCAUUGGCCCGACAAGGAGCCAACGAAAUCAAGACAGAGGCCCUGGAUGACGACUGACCGGGGAGGGCGACCGUGAGAGUAACUUAGUUUAGACGUAGCACCUUAGCAGACUUUCCUCGGUCCUUAACACGUGUUCUCACAGUAUAACUUGCAGUUUCUUGUAUGUCAGUUAGCCGUUAGGGUCUUCUUGUUCUGUGAAGAUGGCAUGGUGCCCUCAGCCUUUGCAUAUACUCUCUCAGUAUUAAUUCCCAGUAAAUAAUAAGCAACCAACCAACCACACUUCCCUCUCCCGGCCCCAAGGCUAGAAAUUUCGCUGCUCCGUCUUAGCAUUCCAAGAAAGUGCUUCCAGGUAUUUAGAUAGCCCUCCGGGCCUCAGACACUAGGCUACAUGCAAACCGCGGGUGCCGUAGAUCCCUGUCCCACCGUCUGUCCCCCUUCCCUCCUCGGCUGAUAGGAUGCAGGCUGAGGCAGUGUGGCCCGGGACUGACGGCCCAGGUGGGGAGUGUCCACAGUGAAAGGAGCACUAGAGCCCCACCUCGGGGUGGGGGUCCCUGAUUUCUAGCUUCAACAAGCCGUGCCUCACAACAGUCACACUGGGGCUGGUGACGCCUGCCGGGCUGUGCUGGGCCUGCAGCGGGAGAGCCCCAGCUCAGAUUUAGGUGAUGGUAACAUGCCUGACAGACAUCCAGUCCUCUCACGCUGUGUGACUCAGUAGAUAAAAUACUGCCUUCUGCCUUUGGGACCAUGAUUAAAACAAACAAAAAAAGACAAAAAUAGAAGUCACUUAAAAACACCCCCAGCUUGAGAGGCCCUGGGAAGUGACACGAGCUGAGUGUGUGUGGAGGCCACGCCCAGCUCAGAACCACUGUCUGUCAGGCGUGGCACGGCCCGCCUGUCUGGGAAAGUGCCGGAGUCGUCAGGAGCUGCUUUGCCUCCUGCAUCCCCUUCCCUGCCGCCAAAAAAAGUCUUUCAAGGACGAAGCUAAGGUCAAAAACGAGUGAACGAACUUUCAGUCUUUGUGUCCAGCACCUGAAGCCCCCGCGAUGUGAGGGGUUCAGAGGACUUUACGGGGGGUGUUGCUGACUGACUGUCACAGAUGCGAACUUCCCGACACAGGAGCAGGAAAGACAGGACGUUUGCCGCUUAGGCGGUGGGUCUGCGUGACACGACGGGUGUGACUGCUUUGGUGUUCUCUUUACUCUGUCCUUGGAGCCGUGUGAAAAGCUGUAUUGCUACAGGCAAUUUAUUUAAUAAUUGGAAGCCAUAUUGAUAAUGGAUGUGGUAAUAUUUGUAAAGUUUAAUCUUCUUUAAGCAGCAGUAACCUAAUGGAAUUUUUUUCCUUGAUCACAUAUGUAGCACUUUUGUUACUUCUUAAAGAUAUUUAUAUUUGAUAAAUCUUUUUUUCAUUUUGAGAACUCAAAAUACCAAACAGUGAACUUGCGUUAUAAAGUCACCCUGUGAUCACCUUGUCAUCUAGUAGCAAAAAUGAUGAACUAUUCAUGCAUCGAAGAAAAUUACAUCUGCUGGCCCUGUAUGAAAAUGAUCUCUCAGCAUCCCGAUUAAAUGACACGCUGUCACUGCGGUAAGGAAACGGCCCUCCCCUCGGGUGUCAGCGGAGGGCAUGUCUGAGAGGGGCAGCGCCGGCUACUCUCGCCCGGUCCACCUCUCCUUCCGGCGGACAAUGGGGCCUGUGUAAGGGGACUGUGGGCCCUUUUGUCCAUUACCUGAAAACGACUUCUAAGAUAAAAGAAGGUGCCAUUUCCUUACCUCUCCCCCCACCCCCCCAAAUGUAUUCAAUUUAAAACCAUUGAGAGAGUGAGACUUAC
Messenger RNA from Myotis lucifugus (little brown bat), 3298 nucleotides. It is a transcript of the gene HMBOX1, whose product is annotated as homeobox containing 1. Bases 171 to 1529 code for a protein of 452 amino acids. Gene Ontology annotation, cellular component: nucleus. Lineage: Eukaryota; Metazoa; Chordata; Mammalia; Chiroptera; Vespertilionidae. The record is from RefSeq and is a predicted model, not a curated record. Gene Ontology annotation, molecular function: double-stranded telomeric DNA binding. The transcript has 11 exons. Gene Ontology annotation, biological process: positive regulation of DNA-templated transcription.